Messenger RNA from Chaetura pelagica (chimney swift), 1257 nucleotides. It is a transcript of the gene KCNN3, whose product is annotated as potassium intermediate/small conductance calcium-activated channel, subfamily N, member 3. Gene Ontology annotation, molecular function: small conductance calcium-activated potassium channel activity; calmodulin binding. Gene Ontology annotation, biological process: potassium ion transmembrane transport. The record is from RefSeq and is a predicted model, not a curated record. The coding region runs from base 1 to 1257 and encodes 418 amino acids. Gene Ontology annotation, cellular component: neuron projection; plasma membrane; neuronal cell body. The transcript has 8 exons. NCBI's taxonomy places the organism in Eukaryota, Metazoa, Chordata, Aves, Apodiformes, Apodidae.
AUGUUCUCCCUGGCCCUGAAAUGCCUCAUCAGCCUCUCCACUGUCAUCCUGCUGGGCCUCAUCGUCGCCUACCACACACGGGAGGUGCAGCUCUUUGUGAUCGACAACGGAGCCGACGACUGGCGGAUAGCGAUGACGUAUGAGCGCAUCCUCUAUAUCAGCCUGGAGAUGCUGGUUUGUGCCAUUCACCCCAUCCCUGGGGAGUACAAAUUUUUCUGGACAGCUCGCCUGGCUUUCUCCUACACGCCCUCCCAGGCAGAGGCAGACGUGGACAUCAUCCUGUCCAUCCCCAUGUUCCUGCGCCUCUACCUGAUCGCGCGGGUGAUGCUGCUGCACAGCAAACUCUUCACCGACGCCUCGUCCCGCAGCAUCGGGGCCCUCAACAAGAUCAACUUCAACACCCGCUUUGUCAUGAAGACCCUCAUGACCAUCUGCCCCGGGACGGUGCUGCUGGUCUUCAGCAUCUCCCUCUGGAUCAUUGCUGCCUGGACGGUCCGAGUGUGUGAGAGGUACCACGACCAGCAAGAUGUAACCAGCAACUUCCUGGGGGCCAUGUGGCUCAUCUCCAUCACCUUCCUGUCCAUUGGCUAUGGUGACAUGGUCCCACACACCUACUGUGGGAAGGGCGUGUGUCUGCUCACCGGCAUCAUGGGUGCUGGCUGCACUGCACUGGUGGUGGCUGUGGUGGCCAGGAAGCUGGAGCUCACCAAAGCUGAGAAGCACGUCCACAACUUCAUGAUGGACACGCAGCUGACCAAGAGGAUCAAGAACGCAGCAGCAAAUGUCCUGAGGGAAACGUGGCUCAUCUACAAACACACCAAAUUGCUGAAGAAGAUCGACCAUGCCAAAGUCAGGAAGCACCAGAGAAAGUUCCUCCAAGCCAUUCACCAGUUGCGGAGCGUGAAGAUGGAGCAGAGGAAGCUGAGUGACCAAGCCAACACUCUGGUUGACCUCUCCAAGAUGCAGAACGUGAUGUACGACCUCAUCACCGAGCUCAACGACCGCAGCGAGGACCUGGAGAAGCAGAUUGGGAGCCUGGAGUCCAAACUGGAGCAGCUCAGCACCAACUUCAGCUCCCUGCCGCUGCUGAUGGCCGACCUGCUGCGCCAGCAGCACCAGCGCCUCCUCGCCGCCGUCCUGGAGGUGCGGGGGGUCGGGGUGCCCGUGGCCACCCCCCAAACUCCUCUUUCCGAGAGCCCCAUCGGGGUUAGUUCCACCUCCUUCCCCACCCCGUACACAAGCUCAAGCAGCUGCUAA